GGCGUGCCCGGAAGCGGGCCGGGAGGCGGCGGCCGCCCAGCGCAGCCCAGCGCCGCGGGCCGGGGCCGCUCGCCCGCCGCCAUCGCCGCCAUGGCCUGCGGCACCUCGGCCGCAGAGUGCCUGCGGGAGUGGGAGGAGCUGCAGGACGGCUACCAGCGCAUCCAGGAUAAUCACAAGCUGUACAAGCAGAAACUCGAGGAGCUAACCAAGCUCCAGGACGGGAUCUCGAGCUCCAUCGCACGGCAGAAGAAGCGGCUGAAGGAGCUGUCGUUGUCCCUCAAAAAAUGCAAAGCCCACGUGAGUCCUGAACAGGAGGAGUCCAUCCAAGAGACCCAGAACCUAAUAAAAGAGAGGCAGAACGUUUUCUUCGAGAUGGAGGCCUAUCUGCCAAAGAAGAACGGGUUGUACCUGAGUCUGGUGCUCGGGAACGUGAAUGUCACGCUGCUCAGCAAGCAGGCCAAGUUUGCAUAUAAAGAUGAGUAUGAGAAGUUCAAGCUCUACCUCACCAUCAUCUUACUCAUUGUCUCCUUCUCCUGUCGGUUCCUUCUCAACUCCAGGGUGACAGAUGCCGUCUUUAACUUCCUCCUGGUGUGGUACUACUGCACCCUCACCAUCCGGGAGAGCAUCUUGAUCAACAACGGAUCCAAAAUCAAAGGCUGGUGGGUUUUCCAUCACUACGUCUCCACUUUCCUCUCAGGUGUCAUGCUGACAUGGCCGGACGGGCUCAUGUACCAGAUGUUCAGGAACCAGUUCCUCUCCUUCUCCAUGUACCAGAGCUUUGUGCAGUUCCUCCAGUACUACUAUCAGAGCGGGUGCUUGUAUCGGCUGCGAGCGCUGGGCGAGAGGCACAACAUGGAUCUGACUGUGGAGGGCUUCCAGUCCUGGAUGUGGAGAGGCCUCACAUUCCUGCUUCCCUUCCUCUUCUUUGGGCAGUUCUGGCAGCUCUACAACGCUGUCACCCUCUUCCGCAUGAUCCAGCACCCGGAAUGCAAGGAGUGGCAGGUCCUCAUGUGCGGCCUCCCCUUCUUCAUCCUCUUCCUGGGGAACUUCUUCACCACCCUCCGCGUCGUCCACCAGAAGUUUCAGAACAAGAACAAAGACACGAAGCGGAAUUGAAGCGGGGGCAGCGUGGGGGGUCAGGACUCUUUCUUCCCACCGGCUCCAUCUCCCAUCCCCACCUUCUCGAUGCCGUCCGGACUCUGGUGUCUCGCCCCGUUCCUUGGAAGCCUGGGUGUGGGACAGAGCUUGGGGCCUGCUCGCGAAUAGACCGCGUGUUCACUGCGGUGCUGGAUCCGUGCCCGAGUCACUCACCUGGAGUCAGGAGCCUCCUGCAACUCCUGUCCCGUCUGCCUUCCUCCUCCAGGAGAGCAGGGUGCCUGGGGCAGCUGCUCCCCUCCCCUCUGCCCUGAAGACAUUUACUGGGAUGGUUCUCUGGGGUCGAGCCCAGCUCUGCUAGCACUCCCCACCCCACUGCAGGCAGGGGGCAACCCUGGGGUGUCCAGCUUGCAUCAACUCCCUUGGGAGAAGGCAGGGUCCAGGGCUGAUGGCUGCCUCACACAGCUCCUGGGGUGGCCAAAGCUCUCCCCCUUCUCUCCCCAGCCCUGCAGCCAGGGCAGCUCCUGCAUGUUGAAGGCAGAGGUUAAAAAGGCCCUCAUAUCUCAUCGGCUGCAAGCAAUCACUUCCCUGGCUGCCCCGGCAGCCCUCUUUGCUUUCAAGUGCAGCUGGAGGCCGUGCAAAAGCGCUGCCUUCCAGGGUGUAUCGUACCCCAGUUCCUCCUUUACCUUCAAGCCACAGGGCAGAGGAGCUGUGGGAGCACCGCGAGUCUGAACCAGGCUUCACGCUGGAGCGGUGCAAACAGCACCCUGGUCUCGCAUCUCUGGAGGAUGCGCGCAUAAAAAUAAAGGGAAGGUGCUGCCUCUGGUCACCAGGGUGGUCUCAGAACAGCUUGCAUCCUCUGAGUGGGCCUGACACUAUGUGUCAGGGGGAGAGAAUAAAAGCCAUCUCUAAGUGCACCCCACACCAGCCUGGGGUGCAGUGGGGACAGGAGGGCAGUGCUGCGAGCUCCCUCCCGUGGCACCCCCUGACCCACACAGCCCCAUGCCACGGGCUGCGGCCAGAGCUUUGGCCAGCCAACGAGCCAAGCGGAGCCCAGCAAGACUUCAGUGUCCCUGCAGACUAGGGGAAGAGAAGCCCUGUACUACCACCGGGAACGCCUGAAGUGUUGGGAACCAAACGGCACGUCUAGCACAGCUGUGCCUCAGUCCAGAGCCAUCCACCACCCCCCCAGCUGCCAUCCUCACUGCUCUGCCAGGGCUCAGCACCCCAGGGCAGGGGCUGCCCCGGCUCCAGCGCAGCCUAAACCAGGAGUUGCCGCCUGUUGCCCAGGUUUCCUCCUGGUUAGCAGCCCAUUGCUCCUCCUGCCUCCCUCUUCCCCCUGGCUAAGUAGAGAGAAGGCAGGAAGCAAACUACAGAAACAGUAUUUUUAUUCCAAGGGCAAAUGUAUUUAAAUAAUUUACAGUCAUUGGACAGCC
This is a messenger RNA of Aquila chrysaetos chrysaetos, 2531 nucleotides long. It is a transcript of the gene TMEM120A, whose product is annotated as transmembrane protein 120A. The record is from RefSeq and is a predicted model, not a curated record. Bases 91 to 1116 code for a protein of 341 amino acids. Gene Ontology annotation, biological process: fat cell differentiation. The transcript is spliced from 12 exons. NCBI's taxonomy places the organism in Eukaryota, Metazoa, Chordata, Aves, Accipitriformes, Accipitridae. Gene Ontology annotation, cellular component: membrane.